AUGGGCAAUUGCGGCACGAGAGAGGACUCUGUUGUAGCUGCUGUUCAUGCUCAAGUUCAACAGCUCUACAUGUUCCCUGGCAAAAAAAAAUUCCUGGCUACGUCACUGGUCCUCCUCCACGAGCGGAUCGGUCUGCUCUCCCUGCCCGUCUUCCUCCUCUCCGGCUUCAUCUCCUACGCCUCUGGAUCUCAGCCGCAGGCGUUUAACAAGGCGUGGUCAAAAGUAUGUCCAUCACCCUCUUCGGCUACUCUCAUUGUACCUGCAAAGAAAAGAUAUCUCUUAAAGCCGACCACCUUUUCUGCUCCAUGCAAAUCAAAAGUCACAAUCAAGGGAAUGAUCAAGGCUCCCCCACAUAGAUCAGCAUGGGAUGAAACUAACAGGAGGCAUUGGAUCCUAUUUGAUGGAGUAAACAAUCUUCAGGUUACCGGUGGAGGAAUCAUCAAUGGUAAUGGACAGAUAUGGUGGAAGAAUUCCUGUAAAAUUAAUAAAUAUCUUCCUUGCAAGAAUGCUCCAACUGCGAUAACCUUUUACGGAUCAAAUAACUUGGUGGUUGAGAACCUGAAGGUGAAAAAUAGCCAGCAGAUCCAUGAACAGUUUGAAAAAUGUACGAAUUUUAGAGCAUCUUACCUCAGUAUCACAGCACCGGAGAAUAGCCCAAACACUGACGGAAUUCAUAUUACAAGCACUCAAAACAUAAAUUUGGACCACUGUAACAUUGGCACAGGUGAUGACUGCAUAUCAAUCGUCGAUGGUGCUCAAACUGUCAAAGCAACAAAUAUCAGUUGUGGUCCAGGCCAUGGAAUCAAGUACAUGACACCCUAG
This is a messenger RNA of Asparagus officinalis (garden asparagus), 822 nucleotides long. Its product is annotated as polygalacturonase-like. Bases 1 to 822 code for a protein of 273 amino acids. Gene Ontology annotation, biological process: pectin catabolic process; fruit dehiscence; anther dehiscence. The transcript has 8 exons. Lineage: Eukaryota; Viridiplantae; Streptophyta; Magnoliopsida; Asparagales; Asparagaceae. The record is from RefSeq and is a predicted model, not a curated record. Gene Ontology annotation, molecular function: polygalacturonase activity.